Molecule: messenger RNA, 279 nt
Organism: Echinostoma caproni
Lineage: Eukaryota; Metazoa; Platyhelminthes; Trematoda; Plagiorchiida; Echinostomatidae
Source: the annotation of a GenBank genome assembly
AUGAUACACGGUUCCUUCAUCAUAUUUCGACUGUUGCUUACAAUCGGUCUAGACUAUUGGGCUAUUUCGAACAGGCAUCGAUUACCGAUACUGAUCAGUGCCAUUCUGAUCAUGAGUUUUACCGUGUUCACCGUGAUGAAUUUCGCCUUAUUCUUUCGGGUUCUGGCCGCGGAAAAACGUGUUUUGUUGGAGUAUAACAAACGCCACAUGAACAACGAAUCUCAUUCGAACGGAGUUGUUCUCUGUCACGAUGCAACAAAACCAGCCAAAUCCGAAUAA